Messenger RNA from Podospora anserina S mat+, 915 nucleotides. RefSeq lists its product as uncharacterized. The record is from RefSeq and is a predicted model, not a curated record. The transcript has 3 exons. NCBI's taxonomy places the organism in Eukaryota, Fungi, Ascomycota, Sordariomycetes, Sordariales, Podosporaceae. The annotation marks the transcript as partial. Gene Ontology annotation, molecular function: ATP hydrolysis activity; ATP binding.
GUUCACCUAUUUGUCGACAAAACCCAGCCGGUCAGCUGGAAUAAGGCUGCUUUUGAGCAGCUCGUUCUUCCCAAACGAACGAAGAACAUCAUCAAGGCCUUGGUCAUGGUCAGGAGACAGUCUUUCAAAGACUCAGGCUCAGGUGUUCAAAUCGGGCUAAAAGGAGGACACGACGACAUCAUUGCAGGGAAAGGCAGUGGGCUUAUCAUGCUUCUACAUGGUGGUCCUGGCACUGGAAAGACUCUAACAGCCGAUGAGAUCCUAAGGAACAAACCUCAUGACAUGAAUGAGAUGCCCCUUUACAGCGUUACUUGCGGCGACAUUGGAACAAACCCAGAUGCCGUCGAGAAGUACCUCAACUCCGUUUUACACCUUGGGAAGAUAUGGAACUGCGGUCAGUUGACUCCGCCUUUCUCUUCCUGGAGACUAGCAAUCCACUCACACAGCACAUACACAGUUCUCCUUCUCGACGAGGCCGAUAUCUUUUUAGAAGAGCGUACACUCCAGGAUCUGCAGCGCAAUAGUCUUGUAUCGGGUGCGUCUAACAACUUGGAGUGGUAUCCCGCAGCCUUCAAGUCCCGUAUCCAGCUCGCCCUCCGCUACCUGCCUCUUGACGCCCCUAGUCGGCGCAAAAUCUGGCUCAACUUUAUCAACAUGCUUGAUGGCAACGACGAGAGAAUCGAUGUUGGCGACAUGAAAGCCCACAAGGAUCAACUGGCUGGGUAUGAGCUAAACGGUCGUCAGAUUCGCAACGCUCUCACCACCGCUCGUCAACUCGCAAUCUUCGAACAGGAGAUACUGGAUUGGGACAGGGUCAAAAAUACGAUUGAGGUGUCGGCUGAUUUCACGAGGUACAUCAAGGAGGUUCAUGGUCAUACGGAUGAGGAGUGGAGCCGGGAUAACAAUAUUCGCUGA